AUGGAGGCCCAGGUUCACAAGUUGAGAAAAGAACUGAUCAAUGUGCAUUUACAGUGGAAACAGCAGCUGGUAGAGCUUGCUCUUCUUCGUGAAGAGGAAAAGAAAAGGGCUGCAAGGGAACAUGAGAUUGUCGUCAACAAACUGAAGGCUGAAUCAGAAAAGAUGAAAAUAGAGCUGAAAAAGACUCAUGCUGCUGAGACAGAGAUGACACUGGAAAAGACCAACAGCAGGCUGAAGCAGAUUGAGAAGGAAUACACUCAGAAGCUUGCCAAAUCUUCACAGAUCAUAGCAGAACUUCAGACAACCAUUUCCUUUCUGAAAGAAGAGAACAUCCAGCAGCAGCUUGCUGCAGAAAGGCGGCUCCAGGAUGUUAGACAGAAGUUUCAAGAAGAGAAGAAGGAGCUGAUUAGAGAUAAUGACCAAGCAAUCAAGGAAUUAAUUAGUUUUUAG
Messenger RNA from Symphalangus syndactylus (siamang), 450 nucleotides. RefSeq names its product centrosomal protein of 112 kDa-like. The record is from RefSeq and is a predicted model, not a curated record. NCBI's taxonomy places the organism in Eukaryota, Metazoa, Chordata, Mammalia, Primates, Hylobatidae.